This is a messenger RNA of Naegleria gruberi, 765 nucleotides long. RefSeq lists its product as uncharacterized. The record is from RefSeq and is a predicted model, not a curated record. The transcript has a single exon. Lineage: Eukaryota; Heterolobosea; Eutetramitea; Acrasida; Naegleriidae. Bases 1 to 765 code for a protein of 254 amino acids.
AUGCCUGGUUGCUAUACCAAGUUUUCCGUCGUUGAAUUUGCUACCCCUUCAAAGCAGCACAAUACUUGUGUUGGACAAUACAACAAUCCUUUAUCAUCUUCCUUAUCUUCCAAUCCUGAAAUGCCACGAAAGAGAGGACGACCAGCCAAGAAUCCAAACAGCUCGUCUGUGAAAAUGAUGAUAACCAAGACUGAAAUGUUCAAUGCUUCCUCCCACUCUUCCUAUUCACAAGCAAAAACUCAAUGUUAUCCUUAUGAGAGUGAGAUUCGUCUCUCAUCUGGAAUUACCAAGCAGAAGAACAAGAAAGCUACAUCUAAUAAUAGCUUGUUAUCUUGUUCCUAUUUACCAUCUGUAGUAUCUGCUACAUUAUCAUCCAAAGUAAGCUCCACAACUCAUAUUAUUCCAGCUGUUCCUGUACUUUUAAACAAUUCAAAUAUUGUUGCUCCUUCCCAUUGUAAUUCACCAUCAUUAUCAUGUUCUUCCUCUAGCUCACUUAAUUCAUUGUUCAAUGCUGAGAACAUUUCACCUUCUCAUCAUUCAAAAUAUUCCACCCCAAAAUAUGUAAAUAAGAGACAAUCAAGUCAUUCACCAAUCUCAUCCACUUCAUCAAAUUGUGUAUCUAAUACUACACAAGAUUUUAUUGAAACAUUAUCAAUACCAACAACAUCCACUCUUGUAAUGCAUAGCAACACUCUUUCAACCAAUAGUCCAACAACAAGGAGAAUAAUUCGUACCUCAAUCUCAAUAAAAGAAUUACUCAAUUGA